Molecule: messenger RNA, 2162 nt
Organism: Gymnodraco acuticeps
Lineage: Eukaryota; Metazoa; Chordata; Actinopteri; Perciformes; Bathydraconidae
Gene: mmp28
Product: matrix metallopeptidase 28
Exons: 8
Coding region: 217-1776 (519 amino acids)
Biological process (GO): proteolysis; collagen catabolic process; extracellular matrix organization
Cellular component (GO): extracellular matrix
Molecular function (GO): zinc ion binding; metalloendopeptidase activity
Source: RefSeq, a predicted model, not a curated record
AGCUGCCUGCAGAGGGGAGGGACCGGCCCGCCUCCCCUGUGACUCCCGGUGGGUGAGGAGGCUCCGUCACUCCUCGCGGGGAUGGAGAUGUAAGGCGAGCAGCAGCAUGCUCUCACUUACUGACAGCGGGGGAAACCAACAAUGAGAGAAAUAUUCGGAGCUCUACAGACAUGCGCCAUGCGAGGAGCAGGGUCUCGGUAGUGAGGCUGACCCGCGAUGAGCCGCCGACCUCCGGCCCGGGACCUGAGGGCCUGGGUCCUCACCCUGAGCCUCAUCACCGCGCAGACUGCCGGGGGGGACCCACUGCUCUCCGACCCGGAGGUUUUUCUUGAAAAGUACGGCUAUCUCCAUCCGGACCACCAUAUCCACAAUGCAGUAGAGAUGCAGUCAGCUAUCAGUGACUUCCAGUGGUUGUCUCGGCUUCCUGUGACAGGCCAGCUGGACGGGGCCACCCUGAGGCAGAUGGCGGAGCCGCGCUGUGGCGUGUCGGACGAGGGCAGCCAGAAGAUCUGGGCUCAGAGAGUAAACGCCGUGUUCACUGGGAAGAGCGGCGCCAUCAGAGGAGCGCAGCGCCGCAGGAGGUCUGCAGGACAAGGUGAAAAGUGGUACAAACGUCACUUGACCUACCAGAUCGGGAACUGGCCUCGCCACCUGUCUCUGGGUUCUGUGCGGCUGGCGGUGCGCGCUGCCUUCCAGCUGUGGAGCAACGUGUCGGGCCUGGUGUUCCAGGAGGUACCUGAAGGCACCGUAGACAUCCGGCUGGCGUUUUACGAAGGAGACCACAACGACGGGGCCAGCAACGCCUUCGACGGACCAGGAGGAACUCUGGCUCACGCCUUCUUCCCUCGCCGGGGGGAAGCCCAUUUUGACAUGGCGGAGAGAUGGACGCUGAACGGACACAAAGGACACAACCUGUUCAUGGUGACCGCCCACGAGAUCGGACACACGCUGGGACUGGAGCAUUCCCCGAUCCGCCACGCCUUAAUGUCGCCGUACUACAGGAAGCUGGGCCGCAGCCUGGUGCUGAGCUGGGACGACAUCAUCGCUGUGCAGCAGCUGUACGGUAAACCCUCCGGUGAUCGCCCUGUCAGGCUGCCCGGCCAGGUUUUGCACGCCGCUCUGCAGGAGUGGGAGUUCACGGAGCUUCACGACGGGCCUCAGAGCGCAGGGCAGCCUCUCUACUGCCAGGGGGUCUUUGAUGCCAUCACUAUGGACCACAAUGGGACGGUGCUGGUGUUUCGGGGGGGUGUGUAUUGGACGGUCUCGUCUGAGGGUGGUGUCAGCGGUCCCCUGCCUCUCCGUCAGCGCUGGGCCGACCUCCCCCCGGCCAUCGAGGCGGCUGCCUUCUCCCCCCUGGACUCCAAGUGGUAUUUCUUCAAAGGGAAGCGGAUGUGGCGCUACUCCGGCAGUGUUCUGGACCCAGGCUUCCCCAGGAGGAGCAGUGAUUUGGGGCUGCCUCGCCACCCUGACUGCGCCUUCUACUACGCCCCUCUGGGUCACAUGGUCCUCUUUAAGGGCUCCCGGUACUCAGUGCUCAACCUAAAAACUCUGCACCAGGAGCCUUACUACCCCCGCAGGCUGACAGACUGGACGGGGGUCCCCCAGGGGACCAACGGAGCGCUGACCCGACCCGACGGACGCCUCUACCUGUUCAGAGAGCAGCGCUUCUGGAGGUUUGACCCGGGGAAGGUGCGCGUCACCAAAGAGGGCCAGUGGGCCAAGGACCUGAGCUGGACUGGCUGCAGCAACGCUCCUCAGAGCAACAGCAUCCUUUGACCAGCAGAGGGCGCUGUAAGAUACAUUUGUUGAGAACACUAUGAUGUGCUAUUCAUUUUCACCACAAACCAACAUUGAGUUUUAAUAUAUUGAAGCCAAGCUCAGCAACAUCAUGUCAUGAAGGGAUUAAACAAAACGUAUUCCCAUUGGUUUAUACAUGUUGAAGCACAGAGUAUUUACACUGCAGAGAAAUACUAGAUGUUAACCAUAGCCUUGUGCAUAAAGGUAAAAUAAUACAAAAAAUGUGUUUGGUUGUAAGUGUGCUUUUAAAACCAUCUUCUUUAUCUUGUAGUAUUUGCACACUGACAGAAAUAUUAAAAUAUGUGUGUUUGUUAUCAUUUAUUCUGCAAUGUCACAAGCACAUAUGAUAAAUGACUGUUACUUAC